AUGGGACGAUACAAAGUAGUAAAAAUGAAGAACCUCCUUAGAGCACACGAGAACAAAGUGUACAUAUCUGACGAGUAUACGGGCGAAUACUGCAUAAUAAAAGGGUAUCCUUUCAAGGCGAGAAUAGAUAGUGAGCUACCUCCCUACAGCAUAUCCCUCUCCCAAGUGCAGAGAGCAUUUGCGCAGCUGAGCGAAAAUGAAUACGUAGAUGUAAUAGAUGGAAUAGGCAGCAGGAUGGGAAUGAUAGAAGAAGUGAGCAUUUCCAUGGAGGGGAAGAUAAAAGGAGCGCACAUAAGAAUAUCCCACAAGACGAUCAUAAGAACAUUUACAGAAGUUCUCAAUGGAAUACCUCUUACAGAAGGACAGGAGCUGAGCCUGCUGAUGGAGCUGGAGCAGGCAUCCGAUGCAUCAGCUGCCAUGAAGGACACUCUCUUCAUAUGCAAGGUAGAGGGCGUAAAAGUGUCAAAUAAAGAAAUAGUGGGGGUGGUGAGCAGAAGCACAAGAGUGGUCAUAAAAGAGCACCAGGGAAUAACAAUCCUUGGGAUGAGCUCAGAGCUCAACAUAAACACACAGUUUGACUUCCAGCAGAUGGAGAUAGGAGGGCUGAAGAAAGAGUUUGGAGAAAUGUUCAGGCGUGCUUUUAUUCAGAGGAUGUACAAGCCGGGGCUGAUUAAGGACAUAGGAAUAAGCCACAUAAAAGGAAUCAUGCUAUUUGGUCCUCCGGGGACAGGAAAAACCCUCAUUGCGCGGAAGAUGUCUUCGCUCCUGAACUCUGCACCGCCUAAAAUCGUGAAUGGACCUGAAAUACUGAACAAAUACGUGGGACAGAGUGAAGAGAACAUAAGAAAGCUAUUUGAAGACGCAGAAAGAGACUACAAGCUGUACGGCGAUGAAAGCGCCCUGCACAUCAUCAUCUUCGACGAGAUAGACGCAAUAUGCAAGAGCAGAGGAUCGUCUAAUGGCGUGGGAGAUCAGGUCGUAAACCAGCUGCUAUCGAAAAUAGAUGGAGUAGAAUCACUCAACAAUAUUCUUGUGAUAGGAAUGACAAACAGACUUGAUUUGAUAGAUGACGCCCUGCUGCGCCCGGGAAGAUUUGAGAUCCACAUUGAAAUAUCUCUGCCAGACGAAAAAGGAAGACUGGAGAUCCUCAAAAUACACACAGGAAGAAUGAACAGAAACUGUUUCAUGAAGAAAGACAUAGAUCUAGAGCUGAUUGCCCACAGAGCCAGAAACUUCACAGGAGCAGAAAUAACGGCACUAGUGAAGAGUGCUGCAUCAUUUGCCCUCGAAAGAGCAAGGAAUGCAAAGUGCGACAUUCUUAUCGAGAUGAACGACUUCAUGCGCGCACUCCAGGAGACCGUUCCCUCGUUCGGUGUCAGCACGGCUCUGCGCAUCCCCGAGCCUUUUUUCCCGUAUCCAUCAGCGCAGAAAGUGCUGGACUUUGGAGAUGAAAUCAUCCGAAGGCUCAGAAAAGAAGACGGAAAAAAAUCAAAAACGCUUUCAAUGCUGCUCACAGGGGGACCAGGCGUGGGAAAGACAGCCCUCGCUGAAAUCAUAGCAAAAAGAUCAGAGAUACCUUUUAUUCGCGUGAUAUCCCCAAAGGACAUUGUGGGAAAAGAAGAAAACGAAAAAGUAAAUUACAUCAGAAAAACAUUCAAAGAUGCGUAUAAGAGCACUGAAGCCCUGGUGGUUCUAGAUGACAUAGAGGGGCUAAUGGAUUAUGUCUCGAUAGGCCCCAGGUUCUCCAAUCCCGUCCUGCAAGCCAUAAAGCUAUUUGCUAAAAAUCAGGACAGAUUUAAGGUGCUUGUGAUAGGCACAGCUGCAGAUAGAAAUCUUAUGGAGGAGUCAGGGAUAUUUGGGUCGUUUGAUGCAUGGCUGGAAGUGUCCAGAGUAUCGCAGGAGGAUGCAGCAUGGCUCUCCCAUCAUACGCCCAUAUCCACCCUUCCUAACAAGACCAUCAGGGAGAUAAUACAGUGA
Nematocida minor is the source of this 1977-nucleotide messenger RNA. Its product is annotated as vesicle-fusing ATPase. Lineage: Eukaryota; Fungi; Microsporidia. The transcript has a single exon. Gene Ontology annotation, biological process: intra-Golgi vesicle-mediated transport; SNARE complex disassembly; Golgi to plasma membrane protein transport. Gene Ontology annotation, cellular component: Golgi stack. Gene Ontology annotation, molecular function: ATP binding; ATP hydrolysis activity. The record is from RefSeq and is a predicted model, not a curated record. Bases 1 to 1977 code for a protein of 658 amino acids.